Molecule: messenger RNA, 1689 nt
Organism: Argiope bruennichi
Lineage: Eukaryota; Metazoa; Arthropoda; Arachnida; Araneae; Araneidae
Product: calmodulin-A-like
Exons: 5
Coding region: 437-892 (151 amino acids)
Molecular function (GO): calcium ion binding; enzyme regulator activity
Source: RefSeq, a predicted model, not a curated record
UGAGGAGCAUUAGAGUGGAAGAGCCGAUUCAUAGAAGAAAGAUAGGGAGAUGUAAACACACACGCACAGCAGAGAAAAAGAAAUUAUAAUUAUCUUGAUAGAAAAAAGAACCAUGUCUCGUUGAUGUUUGCUGGCGUGACGUAUGCAGCUCGGGGGAGGGGGAAAUGUAACGGCGUGCUAUUCGAAAAACGACUUAAAAUAGCAAGUCGUACUGGGAAAGUUGGAUGCACCUAAUGUUUCUGUGUAUGAAGAGCUUCCUCGACAUUAUUUCAUCAGUUGUCUUGACAUCUGGAGUGAAGAUAUUGGGAUUGUUACACUCACACAAUUGGAGCUACCUGUUGGGAGGGAUUUUAUUCGGAUUUCGUCCACUUGUGAACGCGUGGCUUUGGAUAAAACAGCUUUGUAAUUAAUUGAUAAAGAGUAAUUGGAGUACGAAAUGGUCGAUUACGGAUUAACGGAAGAACAAGUAGCAGAAUUCAAAGAAGCUUUCCUUCUUUUUGAUAAAGAUGCCGAUGGCAUGAUAACGGCGGCUGAACUUGGAGUUGUUAUGAGGUCUCUAGGACAGCGACCUUCAGAACAUGAACUAAAGAAAAUGGUGACCAUGGUAGAUAAAGAUGGAAACGGAACGAUAGAAUUCGACGAAUUCUUGAGUAUGAUGUCCAAAAAGCUCCAAGAAUCCGACAGCGAGACGGAAUUGCAUGAAGCAUUCAGGGUGUUCGAUAAAAACGGUGAUGGAUUCAUCAGUCCGGGAGAGCUGCGGCAAGUCAUGACAAAUUUGGGAGAGAAGCUGUCAGAUGAAGAAGUCGAAGACAUGAUAAAAGAAGCAGAUUUGGACGGGGACGGACUCGUCAACUACAAAGAAUUUGUUUUGAUCCUGACGUCGGCCAAAUAGAAGCAGGCGCUCUCUCUCAGGAACGAGAGAAGAUUGUGAACUUGUGAAGGUCUGUUCUAGCAGAUACUGUUCCGCAUUUGGCCUCCACGCUGAAUUCCAAAAAUACGUUUUGAGUCUGCGACAACGAACUGUUAAACUGUGUGAAGUGGUCCCGCUCUGUGGAGGGAUACGACGCCUACAAUUUUUGCCUCGCGUUUAUUUUCUGCUACGCUUGCUACUUUAUUGGCGCUUCAUCACGCAAGAUUUCCGUAGUUGCAGAAUUCCCCCCAAAGACAUCGCAGAUGUCACUUUGGGUUUCGGCCAAAACAUCCAUUUACGAAUAAUAGGUCAGAUGGUUUGAUGUUCCACACGCGAAUCAUUCACUCCUAUUCAAACAGACGUUAAUAACGUCUUAUACGAGGACAAAGAAGUAGAAAGUGCUAGCAAAAUGAGUGUCGCACAAAUAUAAAAUAACUGUCUGUAAGUAUAGGGUAACAACAGUGCUGUUCACAAGCUAAUAUGGUUGAAGAAACUGUACGAAUUUCAAUCUGAUUGCUUCUGUCAUGAACAAGAUACAAUAAUCUUUCAUCAAGGAAUUGUUUGAAUUGCUAAUAGUAAUUACAUCUGAUUUGGAAUAUUGGCUGUUAAAUGUAUAUAAGGGUGCCAAACUUAUAUUCGACAUUCGUUAACGUCAAAAUAAUUUAGAAUUAAAUAUAUAUUUUUUUUCUUGUAAACAAUAUUGCACAUAUUUAUUACAAAAAGACAUAAAAAGGAUAUCCUUAAACAUAAAAUAUAUCGUUUUCCACGAAUCAUUCUUU